AUGCGCGCUCGUUGGUGCGCGGUAGACUGAGGGAAGACGGGACCCGGCUGGCGCCCCAGAGUGCGCGCGUGCGCCGUCGCGAGCUUGCCGCCGCCGGGGCCGCGGUGUGGGAGCGGGUGUGAGACCGCCGUGCGAGCCGCGGGAAUGUUCCGAAAGGCCCGGCGAGUGAACGUGCGCAAGCGGAAUGACUCGGAGGAGGAGGAGCGAGAGCGCGAUGAGGAGCAGGAGCCGCCACCGUUGCUGCCGCCGCCGGGCACCGGCGAAGAACCGGGCUCUGGCGGCGGCGGCGGCGGCGACAGGGCCCCUGGGGGGGAGUCGCUGCAGGGCCCCGGGCUGCUGCCGCCUUCCGCGCUGACCCCAGGCUCCGGGGCUGAGGCCGGGGGCUGCUUCCCCGGCGGCGCGGAGCCCGGCAAUGGGCUGAAGCCGCGCAAGAGGCCGCGAGAGAACAAAGAGGUACCCCGCGCCAGCCUGCUCAGCUUCCAGGACGAGGAGGAAGAAAACGAAGAAGUUUUCAAAGUGAAGAAAUCAAGUUACAGCAAAAAGAUAGUAAAGUUACUUAAGAAAGAAUAUAAAGAAGAUCUUGAAAAAUCAAAGAUUAAAACAGAACUCAACUCAUCAACAGACACUUUUUUCACAAAUGUAGGUGAACCACCUUUGGACAAAUCAGGACAUGUUAAGGACACCAGUCAAGAGGAUGGGCUGAUCAUCAGUGAACACGGUGAAGAUGAAAUGGAUAUGGAAAGUGAGAAGGAGGAAGAAAAGCCGAAAGCUGGUGGAGCCUUUUCAAACGCUUUAUCUUCUUUGAAUGUUCUCCGUCCAGGAGAAAUUCCCGAUGCAGCUUUUAUACAUGCUGCAAGGAAGAAGCGUCAAAUGGCCCGAGAAUUAGGAGAUUUCACUCCUCAUGACAAUGAGCCUGGUAAAGGCCGCCUUGUUAGAGAAGACGAGAAUGAUGCCAGCGAUGAUGAAGAUGAUGAUGAGAAGCGCCGCAUAGUUUUUUCUGUGAAGGAAAAGUCACAAAGACAAAAAAUCGCUGAGGAAAUAGGCAUCGAGGGGAGUGAUGAUGAUGCCUUAGUAACUGGAGAACAAGAUGAAGAGCUCAGCCGAUGGGAACAGGAGCAAAUAAGAAAAGGAAUUAAUAUCCCUCAGGUUCAAUCAAGUCAGCCCACUGAAGUGAAUAUGUACUACCAGAACACUUACCAGACGAUGCCUUACGGUUCCUCCUAUGGCAUUCCUUAUAGUUACACUGCCUACGGAUCAUCUGAUGCCAAAUCUCAAAAAACAGAUAAUACAGUCCCUUUCAAAACUCCCAGUAAUGAGAUGACUCCCGUUACUAUUGAUUUGGUAAAGAAACAGCUUAAAGACAGGUUGGACUCCAUGAAAGAACUGCACAAAACAAAUCGACAGCAGCAUGAGAAACAUCUGCAAAGCCGAGUGGACUCUACCAGGGCUAUUGAAAGAUUAGAAGGGUCUUCUGGGGGUAUUGGUGAACGGUAUAAAUUUUUGCAAGAAAUGCGAGGGUAUGUCCAAGACUUGCUUGAGUGUUUCAGUGAAAAGGUGCCACUGAUUAAUGAACUUGAAUCAGCAAUACAUCAGCUGUACAAACAGCGAGCUUCCCGCCUUGUCCAAAGACGACAAGAUGAUAUUAAAGAUGAAUCUUCGGAGUUUUCAAGCCAUUCAAAUAAAGCUCUGAUGGCACCAAAUCUUGAUUCCUUUGGGCGAGAUCGGGCACUGUAUCAAGAGCAUGCAAAACGUAGGAUUGCAGAACGGGAGGCCAGGAGGACUCGUCGGAGACAAGCCAGAGAGCAAACCGGUAAGAUGGCAGAUCACCUUGAAGGCCUUUCCAGUGAUGAUGAAGAAACUUCUACAGAUAUUACAAAUUUCAAUCUGGAAAAAGAUCGCAUUUCAAAGGAGUCCAGCAAGGUUUUUGAAGAUGUCCUUGAAAGUUUCUAUUCAAUCGACUGUAUUAAGUCCCAGUUUGAGGCAUGGCGUUCAAAAUACUAUCUGUCCUACAAGGAUGCUUACAUCGGUCUUUGUUUGCCAAAGCUAUUCAACCCCCUUAUACGGCUGCAGCUUCUCACUUGGACUCCUCUUGAAGCAAAAUGUCGUGACUUUGAGAAUAUGCUAUGGUUUGAAUCUUUGCUGUUUUAUGGCUGUGAAGAACGAGAGCAAGAGAAAGAUGAUGUAGACGUUGCGCUGCUGCCCACCAUUGUGGAAAAGGUGAUUCUUCCGAAACUAACAGUAAUAGCUGAAAAUAUGUGGGACCCUUUUUCUACAACACAGACUUCAAGAAUGGUUGGAAUUACACUAAAAUUAAUAAAUGGAUAUCCUUCAGUAGUGAAUGCAGAAAACAAAAAUACACAGGUGUACCUAAAAGCCCUCUUACUAAGAAUGAGGAGAACUUUAGAUGACGAUGUUUUCAUGCCCUUAUAUCCCAAAAAUGUCUUGGAAAAUAAAAAUUCUGGGCCUUACUUGUUUUUUCAACGACAGUUUUGGUCUUCAGUUAAGCUAUUAGGGAAUUUUCUUCAGUGGUAUGGCAUUUUCUCGAAUAAAACUCUUCAGGAAUUGUCAAUAGAUGGUUUAUUAAAUAGAUACAUUCUCAUGGCUUUUCAGAAUUCAGAGUAUGGAGAUGACAGCAUCAAAAAAGCCCAAAAUGUAAUCAACUGUUUCCCAAAGCAGUGGUUCAUGAACCUGAAAGGAGAAAGAACUAUUUCUCAGUUAGAAAACUUCUGUCGGUACCUUGUACACUUAGCCGACACAAUCUAUAGAAACAGUAUCGGGUGUUCCGAUGUGGAAAAAAGAAAUGCAAGGGAAAACAUAAAACAGAUAGUAAAACUCCUUGCAAGUGUUCGCGCUCUGGAUCAUGCUAUGUCAGUUGCAAGUGACCACAAUGUGAAAGAAUUUAAGUCUUUGAUUGAAGGAAAAUAGACCCUAUUUGCUUUAAUACCAUUCCCAGUGUAUAAAUUUUGUAUAUAUGUAAAGUUUCUUAAACUGUAAAAUACUGAUUCUUGUUUUAAUACAAAGAACAUUAAUAUUCAUUACUGUGUCCUUAAAUGCAAUUUCUUUGGAAUGAAUGGAACUCACAUUAUUUCUAGGAAGCCUAUUCAUGUUUUCCUUACUGCCUGUCAUACUCUGUUUACAGAAGUAUUUUAUAUGGUCAUUCAGAUUAACCCUCUCAGUUCAUUGUUCUCUGUAAACGAUGUGUGCAGUGUAAAUUGUGUAAUUAUGCAUAUAUAUAUAUUUAUACCACCAUGGAUUUAACUUUCACACUGGAAAUUUGUGGUGUUUUUCUACAGAGUAAGCCUUUUCACAGCAGAAAAUUAUUCAGUAGUAAAUUGUCUUAGGGAAAUUACUACACUGUUGCAACAAAAGGGCUGGCAAGUGACUAAGUGUUCAUUACCUUUCGGUUAGCAGUUGCUAUCAUUGUAGCUUUGCUGCCUUAAAAUUGAGAGUCGGAUGUGGACUUAGUCAUUGGGUGAAUGGAAACUUUUUUCCUUGAAUCAGCGUUACGGUCAAAUAUGGGUUGAAUAUGAACUCUAAAUAAUAUAUGCAACAUGGGUUUUUGAGGAGAACACAGAAGCUUAACUUUGGGAAAUAAGAGCCCCACAAACCUCACUGCAUGGUUUUGGGCUGAGUGUCCUAUCUCAUGAUUUUACCCCCUGACCGGCUUACAAAAAUACAUGCAUUUGAAUUUUAGUAGUCUGUCAUUUUAUUUAAAAUCCCACAUAUGUGAGUUAUAUAUGCAAUAAAGAAUAUGCCUUGCUGAUUAGCUACACCCAGGCAAUUUAAUAUCCUUGGUCUUCUAUAAUGUUUAUACCAUGUUGUAAAUAUUCAGAGAACUUGUUUUAAAGUUUAUGCUUUCUGAUUCUGUGAUUUUCAAAAGAGGAACUUUUUGGAAAUUAAGGACUAUUGUUUGAUAAUUAUAUAUGUAAUUAAGCUUUAGCCAAGCAUUAAAUUAAUUUUUAAAUAGA
Mustela erminea (ermine) is the source of this 3968-nucleotide messenger RNA. It is a transcript of the gene PAXBP1, whose product is annotated as PAX3 and PAX7 binding protein 1. The transcript is spliced from 18 exons. The record is from RefSeq and is a predicted model, not a curated record. Gene Ontology annotation, molecular function: DNA binding. Gene Ontology annotation, cellular component: nucleus. Bases 145 to 2925 code for a protein of 926 amino acids. Lineage: Eukaryota; Metazoa; Chordata; Mammalia; Carnivora; Mustelidae. Gene Ontology annotation, biological process: mRNA splicing, via spliceosome; positive regulation of transcription by RNA polymerase II.